This is a messenger RNA of Funneliformis caledonium, 1080 nucleotides long. NCBI's taxonomy places the organism in Eukaryota, Fungi, Glomeromycota, Glomeromycetes, Glomerales, Glomeraceae. The record is from the annotation of a GenBank genome assembly.
AUGUCCACAGAAGAAUCAAAUAAUGGUGUGAUUUUCGUCAAAGUACCUGAAGAUUUACCAGUUAUUAAUGAACACUUUAAAUUUAUCGAACGCAAGAUCAACAUUUCCUCCACCGUAUUGGAAAAAGGCGAAAUUCUUAUCAAAAACGUUUAUCUGUCACUUGAUCCGUAUAUGCGUGGUAGAAUGAGAGUCAGUGAAAAAAAUGAAAAAAAUUAUAUAAACGCAUUCUCCGUGGGAAAGGUCAUGGAGGCUGGUGGUGUUGGUGUUGUAAUUGCUAGUAAUAAUGAUCAAUGGAAAAAAGGUGACUUAUUCUCAGGUUAUAUCGGAUGGGAAGAAUAUACCAAAGUUUCUCCCGCAGCAGCGAAAAACGCGUUAUUAUAUAAACAAGCUCUUAAAGAUGCAUUAGACAAUGAUAUAUCACUUAGUUAUUUUCUUGGAUUAUUGGGUAUGCCAGGUAUGACCGCUUAUGUUGGUUUAUUUAUGAUUGGUAAACCAAAACAAGGAGAAACUAUUUUUAUCUCGACUGCUGCUGGAGCUGUUGGACAAGUUGUGGGACAAAUUGCCAAAAUUAAAGGAUUAAAAGUUGUUGGGUCAACUGGUGAUGAUAGUAAAGUCGAUUAUAUUUUGAAUGAAUUAAAAUUUGAUCAUGCCUUUAAUUAUAAAAAAGUUGAUAUUGAUCAAACUUUAAAAGAAACUUGUCCCGAAGGAAUUGAUAUUUAUUUUGAUAAUUUUGGAGGUGAAACACUUGAUAUAGUUUUAACACAUUUAAACAUAAACGCCCGCGUAAUUGCGUGUGGAAUGAUUUCUCAAUAUAAUAAUGCAAAAUCAACAUCAUAUGGUAUUAAAAAUCUUGGAUUAAUUAUACCUAGAAGAAUUAUAGUUCAUGGAUUUAUUGUAUUUGACCAUUAUAAAGAAUAUUAUGAAUCAUUCCAAAAGGAUAUGGUACAAUGGUUGAAAGAAGGUAAAUUAAAAUAUAAAGAAUAUGUCGUUAAUGGCAUCGAAAAUGCUCCUCAAGCUUUCUUGGAUAUGUUUAAUGGUAAAAAUUUUGGUAAACUUAUUAUAAAAAUUAGUGAUUUGUAA